AGUCGGCGGCAGCACGCGACUCCGCGAGACGUUGAGUCCGAGUUCCGACACACUCUUUGAUUUCCACUCGCCUGCAGUUUCCCCAAUAUAAUAAUUAAUAAAAUCGAAUAAAAAAGCGUCGUCUGCUUCGCAAAUGACAUCGCAUCUUCACGUUUAAUCAUUUCAUUUAGAUGUUUUACGGUGAUCUUCAAAAAUAUCAUAUGUAGAGUAAUAUUUAUCUAACAUCACAUGUGCUAUUCACGUUUCUUUGUUAUAUGUACACUUAGAUAAUGCUUCAUUAUAACAAAUUUUUCAUUUAUACGUCACAGUUCAUUCGGCAGUAAUCGUCAUCAAUCUAAACGUGGCUAGAGUAUUUACAUUUAUGUAAUUUAAAGUGUACAAUGCUCUAUACAUCGUGAAUCAUACUCAUAAGAAAAUCGGACAAUUCUUAUUUGUUAUAUUUUAAUUAAAUUUAUUGUAAUAAUUAUUUAAGAAGUGCUUGUGUGUUCUGAAAACUUGAAAAUGACAGAAAUUGACUGGCCUUGGCAGUAUAGUUUUCCUCCAUUUUUCACAUUACAACCUCAUGCUGAAACUAAAGUAAAACAAAUUGAAGCAUGGAAACAUUUAGUAAUAAAUUACUUUCAUAAUACCAAUCAAUUUAUUUUGGAUGUUCGAGAAGUACACAAUGGCCCGCUAUUUUAUAAUUCAGCGAUUGAUAGAAAAUUAUCUCCAGAAAUUGUAUUAAUAAUAUUGGAAGAAUUAGCCAAAUCUGGUCAUGCUAUACCAUUAGACAAAAUUAAACAACGCUGGAUUGUAUCCUGGCAUACAUUGGAAGAAUGGAGUGAUAUAAUAUAUUCAUGGGCACAGUCAAAUGGAUUUAUUGGUUCUGUCUGCACAUUUUAUGAAUUAAGAGAAGGAGAUAAUACUACUGAUCAAGAAUUCCAUGGCAUUGAUAAUGAUUUGCUAGUUAGAGCUUUAAAGAUACUUGAAAAUUCAAACCGAGCAGAGCUGAUAAUUUUUGAUGAUAAUGAAGGUGUAAAAUUUUUUUAA
Molecule: messenger RNA, 1029 nt
Organism: Trichogramma pretiosum
Lineage: Eukaryota; Metazoa; Arthropoda; Insecta; Hymenoptera; Trichogrammatidae
Gene: Vps25
Product: vacuolar protein-sorting-associated protein 25
Exons: 4
Coding region: 502-1029 (175 amino acids)
Biological process (GO): protein transport to vacuole involved in ubiquitin-dependent protein catabolic process via the multivesicular body sorting pathway
Cellular component (GO): ESCRT II complex
Molecular function (GO): protein homodimerization activity; structural molecule activity
Source: RefSeq, a predicted model, not a curated record